Rhagoletis pomonella (apple maggot) is the source of this 318-nucleotide messenger RNA. RefSeq names its product larval cuticle protein 65Ag1-like. The transcript has a single exon. Bases 1 to 318 code for a protein of 105 amino acids. NCBI's taxonomy places the organism in Eukaryota, Metazoa, Arthropoda, Insecta, Diptera, Tephritidae. Gene Ontology annotation, cellular component: chitin-based extracellular matrix. The record is from RefSeq and is a predicted model, not a curated record. Gene Ontology annotation, molecular function: structural constituent of chitin-based larval cuticle.
AUGAAAUACGCGCUCACUUUCGUCUUCAUUGCGCUGUUUGCACUUACCAUGGCUGCGCCAGGCGAUGAACAACACGUCGAAAUUUUGCGUCAGGAUGCUGAUAUUGCGCCCGAAAGCUACAAAUACGGUUUCGAGACAAGCGAUGGCACUCAGCAUGACGAAGAGGGUCAGCUGAAGAACGUUGGCACCGACGAUGAAGCGAUCGUUGUAAAGGGCUCAUACAAAUAUGUGGGGGACGAUGGUGUCACCUAUCAAGUGAGCUACACUGCCGACGAGAAUGGUUUCCAGCCGGUGGGUGAACACUUGCCAAAGGCUUAA